Messenger RNA from Scedosporium apiospermum, 1410 nucleotides. Its product is annotated as FK506-binding protein 4. Gene Ontology annotation, molecular function: peptidyl-prolyl cis-trans isomerase activity; macrolide binding. The transcript is spliced from 4 exons. The record is from RefSeq and is a predicted model, not a curated record. Lineage: Eukaryota; Fungi; Ascomycota; Sordariomycetes; Microascales; Microascaceae. Gene Ontology annotation, cellular component: chromatin; nucleolus. Bases 1 to 1410 code for a protein of 469 amino acids.
AUGCCUUCCGAAGCUCUCGCCAUCUACGGCUUGACCGUACCCCCCAAUGAGGGCCCUAUCCCUGCCUCUACCGUCAACUUCCCUGCCCGAUUCCGCAUUACUAUGGCUGCCAUUGAUCCCACUGCCCAACCCCAAGCAGAUGCCGAGGGCAACCUGCCUUCCGUCCCCCGCUCCACCGUUAAGCUCAUCCGAGUUCCCAGCUCCGACUCUGAUGAUGAGGACUCCGAUGACGAUGAGGAGGACGAGUACCUCAAGGCUCUGAUCAAUGCUUCUUCCGAUGAUGAGGAUGAGGACGACGACGACGAGCCCAACGGCGGCCCCAGCGACCAGUCCAAGUCUAAGAAGCAGAAGCGCGCCGAAGCUCUGGCGAGCCUUAUCAAGGCCGUCCAGGAGGAGGAGGGUGAUGAGGAGGACUCCGACGAUGAGAUGACCGAUGCUAAGCCCAACGGUGUCAAGAGCAAGAAGGGCAAGGAGAAGGCGACCGAGGAGGACGAGGAUGAGGAGGAGGAUAGCGACGAUGAGGAUGAUAUCCUUGCCGCCGAGGAGCUCGUUAUCUGCACUCUCGACACUGAGCGCACCUACCAGCAGCCCCUCGAUAUCACCGUCAGGGAGGACGAAGAGGUCUACGUCCUCGUUACUGGUACCCACGCCGUGACCCUCACCGGUAACUACAUCGAGUCCCUCAACGAGGACUCUGAUGAGUACGACUCCGACGAGGAUGAUGAGGAUGACGAUGACCUUCUCAUUGCUGGCGCCAGCGACGAGGAGAGCGACGAGCUCGACGACGUCGAUGGUCCCCGAGUCACUGAGCUCGAGUCGGACGACGAGGAGGCUCCCGCUCUUGUCCCUACUAAGAAGGGCAAGAACAAGCGCCAGGCCGAGGAGGCUGAGGACCUCGAUGCCAUGAUUGCCAGCAGCAAGGACAAGAAGGCCAAGAAGCUCAAGAACAACAAGGGCGAGGCCGUCGCUGCCGAGGAGAAGAAGAAGGAGGCCAAGGGCGAUAAGAAGGUCCAAUUCGCGAAGGAACUCGAGCAGGGUCCCACUGGUUCCGCUACCAAGGAGAAGGCCGCCGCGAAGAGCGUCAGGACCGUCCAGGGCGUCACUAUCGAUGACCGCAAGGUCGGAACUGGGCGUGGUGCCAAGAACGGCGACACCGUUGGCAUGAGGUACAUCGGGAAGCUCCAGAAUGGCAAGCAGUUUGAUGCCAACAAGAAGGGCAAGCCUUUCACCUUCAAGAUCGGAAAGGGUGAGGUCAUCAAGGGCUGGGAUGUCGGUAUUCUCGGCAUGGCGAUUGGCGGCGAGCGCCGCCUUACCAUCCCCGCCAACAUGGCCUACGGAAACAAGAGUCUUGACGGCAUUCCCGCGAAUAGCACCUUGAUCUUCGACGUCAAGCUUCUCGAGAUCAAGUAA